Molecule: messenger RNA, 1060 nt
Organism: Trematosphaeria pertusa
Lineage: Eukaryota; Fungi; Ascomycota; Dothideomycetes; Pleosporales; Trematosphaeriaceae
Exons: 2
Coding region: 100-657 (185 amino acids)
Source: RefSeq, a predicted model, not a curated record
UCCGCCGUCGCCAGCGUCGUCUCUCCUUGGGCUGCCCCUUCGACUGACGCAAGCACCACCGCGACGACCAACUCCUGAAGCAGAGCCGGCCACCGCAGCAUGGCAGCAAACACCGAGAAACCAAUUACCUUCGGCGCUACAAUCGAGGCCCCUACGAAGCCCCAGCCCGCCCUGCGCUCGCCGCCCUCCAACGACUCCACCAUGUCCGCCUCCGCAGAGAAGCAGACGCCCGUCGACUCGACGAACCCCUACUCCGCCUUCUACAAGCACCCCGAGGCCCGUCGCUCAUUAGAUGAGAGCCGCGCCCAGAGCAAAGUACACCUCGACGUGGGCUUCCACGAGCGCGAUCUCGAGGCCGGCGUCCCCCUCAGCGCCGCCACCACGCAGAACCCCAAGGUGUCCGUCGACGGCCGGGUGAAGGAGUGCACCAUGUGGCCGUCGCGCCAGACGAUAACGGAGAAGCGGAAGAUGAGCCGGCGCGCCAAGGGCUGCAAUCUCUUCCGGAGUCUAAACAGCAAGCAGAGACUUUGGGCUAAGAUCAUCAUUGCUCUGGUCGUCGUGGCCGCGGCUGUGGGCCUGGGCGUUGGCAUCUCGAGGGCCGUCGGCGGAGGUGUGUGGUCUGGCCAGGGACAGAGCAAGCCAAUUCCGAAUAACUAGACGAGACGUCUCCCGAGCUACCUGCCUCGAUAUCAUCGACUUCUAUGUUGCUAUGCUUAUUCCAACAUUCGUAGACCGCCUGUAUCAUGGCAUGUUCACGUAUACAUACUGCUGCUUCGGCCUGUAUUUCGAGGACCCUCUAAUUGGCGCGCGUACAUGCCUACCCGAACGAUCGACCAUUCCUACCAUCGACCGCCUCAUCUCUCCGCGACGACUCCCCCCGCGAAUCGCCAAUCAUCCAUCCUGCGUCACUCGAUGUCUCACAUAUACAAAAACUCGAACGGAACACCCCAUCCACCGGCGAUUCGUCUUUCUCGCCGCUCACCCACCUACGACGGAGGCGGUCCGGUAACGACUAUUCGCAUACUUGGUAGACCAUUUUUGAUAUCCAUUAUCGCUUAUU